AACAUUUUGUGUGUAACAUUUUUUAGUGUUGCAACAAGGUGAUAAAGUUUAUGUUGGGAGGAAGGUCGUGAAUGGUGCCAGUCAAUAUUUUCUUUACAACGACCUUGGUUAAUGAUUCUGUUGAAUUAAGAGACGUCUGCUCAAUUUAGACAGAAGCUGCUCUCUAGAGCCAGGUGUUUGUAUGAUUAACCUGUUCUGGUGAAGGUGAGCGGGCUGAGUUUGGAGGUCACCAUGGGAGCCAGAUCCACCAAUGAGAAGGCAGAAAAGGGAGUGGACUUUAGCAGUCCUGGGUGUAAAAACUAGGCAAGUGAAAGCAUGAAAGUUGUCUCAUUUAACAAGCUGCUAACAAAUAACCCAAAAUGUCCAUUAUGCACGGACGAAACAUGAUUUAUUACUUAUGUUAUUUAAAAUAUAAAACAUGCAUUUACUGUAGAACCAACCAACUCACUGUAAAAGUAUAUUCAUGUGGACAAAAAGCUAAAAAAGAACAUUUGUGGAGAGAAGUUUUGUAAACAAAUUAUUUUUAUGAAGGUUUUUUUUAUGAUGAGUACUUUAAGAUAAACCACAUAGUUUAUGCAUUUAAACAAAAAAUUGUUAAAUUGUUUCUUCACUGUGAUCCAAAUUCACCUAGAAAACACUGAACAUGCUCUUAGUGUAAGUCAUAACGGAAAAAACUUCAUCAUUGUAUAGCAAAAGUCACAUUGUCCUUGUCACAAGCUAACUAAUACCAUUGUAUGAAUCUUUAUGAAGCCAAGUACAUAUUGUAAAUAUUCAGAAGGACAUUCAUUCUCUGGCACUUAAACCAAUCUACACUGAACCCAGCUUAAUGCUCAUUUUGAAGUCCAAGCCAAAUAUGUAAAUACUGACUAACCUUUAAGGAUAAACUUUUAACCAUAAGCCACAUUCAUCUUCCAGCUCUACCAUUCUGUAACAUCACUUCAGUUAAAUAUUGAUUUCUAUAACAUCAAGUAUCAGUGGAAAAGUUAAAGCCGACGUUGGUUCAAGUUUCUGUUGAUUCCAAACAGAGAUGUCUGCCCAGGUCAGACUGAAGCUGCUCCCUAGAGCCAGGUGUUUGGAUGAUGACCCCGUCCAGGUGAAGGUGAGUGGGCUGAAGUCGAGGCAGGUGGUCGCCAUGAGAGCCAGAUCCACCGAUGAGAGGGGAGUGGUGUUCAGCUCCUCGGCCACCUACAGAGCUGAUGGUAACAGGGAGAUCGACCUGAACAGAGACACCUCACUCUGUGGGAGCUACUAUGGAGUAGAACCCAUGGGUCUGCUGUGGUCCAUGAGGUCAGAGACCAUGCACAAAAGGUUUCAGAAGACUAAUUCUUCAAAACCACAUGUGGUGAAGUUCUCUGUUCAUGAAGUGAAGGGCAGGAUGCUGGCUGAGGCCACUAAUGAGAGGUUGUUCAUGGGAGAUGGAUUCAGCCGGGUUCCUGUCAGUCAGGGGAAUGUUUCUGGUAUCCUGUUCACUCCUCCAGGUUUGUAA
Molecule: messenger RNA, 1486 nt
Organism: Nothobranchius furzeri (turquoise killifish)
Lineage: Eukaryota; Metazoa; Chordata; Actinopteri; Cyprinodontiformes; Nothobranchiidae
Product: acyl-coenzyme A thioesterase 1-like
Biological process (GO): fatty acid metabolic process; acyl-CoA metabolic process
Molecular function (GO): fatty acyl-CoA hydrolase activity
Source: RefSeq, a predicted model, not a curated record